AUGAUCUUCAUCAACAAGAAGAACGAGAAAGUCCUGCAGCAGAUGGUUUGGGCCCCCACAGAGCCAACAUCAUGGAUCUGGGGAAAUAUAGUGACAAUAGUCCGGCUCAGUGCCAGGCCUGGAGAUGAAGAGAGCAGCAGUCUGGGGAAUAAAGUGACAAUAGUCCGACUCAGUGCCAGGCCUGAAGAUGAGAAGAGCAGCAGUCUGGGAAAUAUAGUGACAAUAGUCCAACUCAGUGCCAGGCCUGGAGAUGAGAAGAGCAGCAGGCGUGAAUGUCGUCGUGGCUCCCAGGUGGCCGAUAGAGAAGGUGAGCCAAACAGCAGCUCUGCCAGAUCUCAUGAAACUGCUCCAACACGAGGGCCGUCUUCCCUGCUGCAGGACAGGGAGACGCUGCCACCUGAUUUGGUGACGGGCAGCACAGCUGAUGCAGAGCAGAGUGACGUCGCCGCAGUGAAGUUUGGAGACUCUCGGCCGUCUUUCUCUGAUCGGUUAUCUGAUCCUCUUGAAGACGCAACAGUCGGCUCCAAACAGCCGGUCACCAAACGCCACAGGAAGCUGCUUCUGAAGAGCAGCUUUGUGUCGUCCACCGCUCCUGCUGGCGAGGAAGAACAACAGCUGCUGGAGCAGAAACAGAAGCUGGCGAGGACGCAGGAGUCCCGCCGCAGCCUGCUGAGCGACGUUUGUGCCAAAUAUCGGCCGAGCGUCACCGAGCAGCUGGUCUCACAGCGGCAGGUGUCACGGGUUUACGUGGAGGACCGGUCCAGGCUGUUGUACUGUGAGGUGCCCAAAGCCGGCUGCUCUAACUGGAAACGGGUGAUGAUGGUGUUGGGUGGUAGUGCCACCUCCACUCGUGACAUUCCCCACGACGUAGCGCAUUACGCCAACCACCUGCGACGACUUGAGAGCUACGACCACGCCGGCAUCGCUGAGAGAUUGCGCUCUUACAACAAGGUGCUUUUUGUGCGUGAGCCAUUCGAGCGACUGGUGUCGGCCUUUCGGGACAAGUUUGAGAGUCCGAACUCGUACUACCACCCAGUGUUUGGACGCCCCAUCAUCUCCAGAUACCGUGUCAACGCCACAAGCACCGCCCUGCGUACCGGCGCUGGCGUCACCUUCAGGGAGUUCGUGCAGUACCUGCUGGACGUGCGUCGGCCGGUGGGGAUGGACAUCCACUGGGAGCCGGUCAGCCAGCUGUGUAACCCCUGUCUGCUCCGAUACAACUUCAUCGGAAAGUUCGAGAGGCUGGAAGAAGAGGCAAACUUCCUGCUGCAGAGCAUCGGAGCACCGAGGAACCUUACCUUCCCCGACUUCAAAGAUAGAAACCCCCUCGCAGAGAGGACUUCCUCCACCAUCACCCAAAAAUACUUUUCACAACUGAACUCCACAGAAAGGCAGAAGGCCUACGACUUCUACUACAUGGAUUAUCUGAUGUUUAACUACCCCAAACCCUUCAAAGACCUGCACUGA
Scomber japonicus (chub mackerel) is the source of this 1467-nucleotide messenger RNA. Its product is annotated as carbohydrate sulfotransferase 8-like. Gene Ontology annotation, molecular function: sulfotransferase activity. The record is from RefSeq and is a predicted model, not a curated record. Bases 1 to 1467 code for a protein of 488 amino acids. Gene Ontology annotation, cellular component: membrane. The transcript is spliced from 6 exons. NCBI's taxonomy places the organism in Eukaryota, Metazoa, Chordata, Actinopteri, Scombriformes, Scombridae. Gene Ontology annotation, biological process: carbohydrate biosynthetic process; proteoglycan biosynthetic process.